This is a messenger RNA of Lonchura striata (white-rumped munia), 6293 nucleotides long. RefSeq names its product TruB pseudouridine synthase family member 1 (gene TRUB1). Gene Ontology annotation, molecular function: pseudouridine synthase activity; RNA binding. Gene Ontology annotation, cellular component: nucleus. Gene Ontology annotation, biological process: mRNA pseudouridine synthesis; tRNA modification. The record is from RefSeq and is a predicted model, not a curated record. NCBI's taxonomy places the organism in Eukaryota, Metazoa, Chordata, Aves, Passeriformes, Estrildidae.
GCGGCUGCCGGCGGCAUGGCGGGGGAGGCGGGCGGCGCCGCGCUGGGCCGCGCCGCCGAGAAGCUCUUCUCGCUCAGCGGGCUCUUCGCCGUCCGCAAGCCCAAGGGACGCACCUCGGCCGCCGUGCUCAACCUGCUCAAGGAGAGGCUGCUGGCAGAAGCUGGUGUGCAAACAAAAGGGAACAAAAGAAAUCAGGUUUUGAAAAUUGGACAUGGAGGGACUUUGGACAGUGCAGCCACAGGAGUCCUGGUGGUUGGUAUUGGAAAAGGAACAAAAAUGCUGGGGACUAUGUUGGCAGGUUCCAAGAAGUACACUGCCAUUGGAAUGCUGGGCAAGGCUACUGAUACUUUAGAUGCUACAGGAAAAGUAACUGAAGAAAAGCCUUAUGACCAGGUAACAAAAGGAGAUCUUGAAAAUGUUCUGCAAAAGUUCACAGGGGACAUCAUGCAAGUUCCCCCACUCUAUUCUGCUUUGAAGAAGGAUGGAGAAAGGCUUUCAACUCUGAUGAAGAGAGGGGAAGCAGUGGAAGCAAAGCCUGCUCGGCCAGUGAGAGUGUACAGCCUUUCUCUCCAGCAGUUCCAGCCACCACUGUUCACGCUGGGUAAAGAUGUUGAAUGUGGUGGUGGCUUUUAUGUCAGGAGCCUGGUCAAUGACAUUGGCAAAGAGCUCUCCACCUGUGCCUCGGUGCAGGAGCUGACGCGCACCAAGCAGGGGCCGUUCACGCUGGAGGAGCACGCCCUGCACGAGGACAAGUGGACAAUUGAUGACAUUGCCCAGUCCUUGGAGCACUGCACAGCCCUGCUCCUGGGAGAGCCAGCUCGGAAAAAACUGAAGACAGAGCAUCCUGGUGAAACUGCUGUGAUCUGUGAGGAAAAGUGAUAAGUUGGAUCAAGGAAAAAGACUGGAUGAUUGAGAUGUUUGAAGAUUGGAUUGGGAUUGUCUCGCCUCCUGUGUAAAUCUACAGGUCUCUGCUGGGAAGGUGGCAAACUGUAACACAAGAGAAUUGGUUCUUUUGUUUCCUGGGGUUAGAAUGUGCACUGAAAAUAUCCAGUGCUAACUGUUUAUUGAUUGUUUAUUUUCCUUCUUGCACACUGUAACUGAUGCCAAAUUUUUAUAGACUUUUAAAGAACUUUCAGGGUACAAGAUGGCUGCUGUUGAGAAUUCAUCAAUAAAAAAAUUAUAUACAAUAAUGUCUGAUAAAUAUGCUUCAAAAGAAUUUUCUUUUUCUUUGCAGCUGGCAAUCAAAUUCUGAAAUACCAUGAUGAGAAGACUCUCAUAGUUUAAAGGACCCAAGAAUGUGGUGUGGCAACUUGCUUUCUUGAAAUUAGUUUCAGGAUAUAUUCAUUUUACCAUAGUUUUUCCUUUGCAGAUUAUUCUCCAGUCAAAUGUUCCUAGAAUGCAGUAUAUGAAGGAUGCUAAUAUUUUAAGUCUGAAAUAUCAGCCUAAGGGAAUAGUUUUAAGUAUAUACAAUCCCUGAAGAUAGUUAGUUUGUGCCUGCAUCUUACAAAAAGGUGGUAAAUUAAACUUUGGUUCCAAACUUAUUUUCAGUCUAAGAAAUAAAAUAAAUAUAGUGGAGUUCCUCAUUCCAGGAUACCCUUCGAGAUAUCUUUAGGAUUUAUUUUUGUUUUCUGCACAAUAAGAAACUGAAGUCUGUGCAAGAUUAAUGAAGGUUUUGUUUAGAAGGAGGAUAGACUUAGUUUUAUUCAGUUAACUUCCUAUGUUUUAUUCAGUUUUCUUCCUAUGUUGAAAAUAGCACAAGCAAAUUGAAAUGUUAGAGCACUAUAGCAGCAGCAUAUUUAAAGUACAAUAUGGAUGAAGUAAUGGAUGCAAGAAAUUCUGAUUUCAGGGAUGGGAGAAAAACUUGUGUCCAGUGAGGUAACAAUGGGAGAUUUUUGUUUCUUUUUGGGGUGUGUUUUUUGGUACUUUGGGUAGAAACAAAGAAGAAAGAGAUUAUUUCCUAAAGAAAUAAAAAUAAAGCAGAAAAUUUCAUUUUCCAGUAUACUUAUUUUGAAUGAUCAAAGACUUUAAUUGAACACAGUUUCUCUUACUGUCUGAAUCUGUAUUUUUCUAGUUUAUGUUAUCCCGAUGGUUUUCUAGAUUACGUUCUCAUUUUAUCUUCCUGAUUUUUGAAAAGUAGCACAGUAGAUACAAUUCUGUUAUUCUCCUUUCAUCUUCAGGGAUUUGUUUAUUUAAAAAUCAGUCCAAUUGAGAAAUUUCUCUAUUUAUAGGGUGCAUUUGGAUACAGUGUUGUAAGUGUCUAACACAUUCUUAAUCUCAUCUGUUUGUUUAAUGCUCACCAAGCCUUUCUUGCUAUUCCAUUUAAGAGGCCCUGAUAUUUUUAGUUUCAAAAGAAUUCUAUUUCCAUCAGUUUUUUGGUUAGCUUGCAAUUGGUCUGUUGUAAUUAUUGCUAACAGAUCUGUGAUCCUGAGAAGAUAGGAUCUGCUCCAUAGUCUAGUCACUGGAGAAGAAUGAAAUGGUAAUUAGAAAAAGCAUCUUGUGGGCAUGAACAAGUUGUGGUUUAUGCUGCAAGUCCUGAUGCAUAUGGAAAGCACAGGGAGAGAUGGAAUGCAGUUGUUCAUGUUCAGGAAUCUGCACAGAAUCAUUCAGGUUGGAAAAGACCUUGAAGACCAUCAGGCCUGAUCACUACCCCAGCAGUGCCAAGUCCACUAAUUCACCUUCACUAAUUUAGCUUUUUUUCCUGGAAUCCUCUCCUCUUCCCCAGUGCAUCAGAAAUAAAGGCAGAAUUUCUUUUUUCUCAAAUAAAUGACAAACUUCCCCCCACAUAACUCCUAUUGAACUACAGAAGGAAUUUCCCUUAGCAGCUGGGUAGCAGGUGUGUUUGGCUGCAGUUGGGAGUGGCUGGACAAACCCAUGGCAGGCAGCAGGAAGUGUUCUUGGGAAACACAGUGUGAAGAGUGCAAUAAAGCCAUGAACACAUUAUGCAAUAAGCAUAAUGGAAAUGGUGAGUGUCACUCCCAUUCCAUUCCUAAACACUUGAGCUAUCUGUUCAAACAUUCCAACUCCUCAGGUUCUUUCCCAGUGCUUUCCCAAUGUGCUGGGCCUCACUUGUAUACUUUUUCCCAAGUUGCCCCAUGCUUUAAUGGUUCUGUGUGCCUUGAGCCUGUAGUUCCAGUGAAUAGUAAAUGGGAAGCCACUGAAAAUUUCAGGAAUAGCCUUUUUAGUUAUGCUUUAAUAAGUGUUUAAACCAGUAUCUUGAAACUAUCCAGAUUUGGAGAUGUGUUCCCAUGGGAACCUAGGGAAAUACUCAUUUUAACUUCCUUAUUCUUACUAACAUGCUCAUUCCAGAGCUACCAGAUUUCAGAAUUGAGCUAUAUCCACAGCAAAAUGUAUUUUUGGUAGAGGAAAAUAACCCAUGAUCCUGGACCACAGUUACUGACAGUCAUGAUAUCUCAAGAGGAAAAAUGUGUAUACAAUAUUUCUAAGAUUACUAGAAGAGUUAGUACUGAGAUUGUAGCUGAAGCAGUAGUAGUUAAUAGGAAUUUUAUGGUAUUCUGGCCGGAAAAUGUGUCUGUGAUUUACCAUUUAAAAUAUACCUGUGGCACAGAUUGAAAGAUUUGUCUCACUUAAACGAGUGUUGUUCAUGGGGAAAGUCCUGAUGCAAAAGUGUGUCCUGCUUUUUGAGCUGAGUAUUGUCUGUCCUCCAUGUGGUCUUGCUGUCUUCAGUCUGUGGAAGUGUGGUACCAUAGCCUGGCCCUGAGUGCUCCAGUGCUGCUGCUGCUUCUGUGAAUUUGACAAGGGCUUCAGAAUUUGUCUCCCUUUAAUGUCUCUGCCUAGCUGGCUGCCUUUCUUUUCACUUUAUAAUAUAUUUCUGUUGCCAGCAAAGUAAAACUUUGAGUAACUCCUCCAGUUUUGGGAUACCUUAUUUUUUUAUUUUAAUAGAUGGUGAAUUUGCUACUCUGUGCAUGAAUGGCUCCCCAGCUCUAAUGAGCAGGGUCAUGCUGUUUGCUUGGCAGAGUCAAGGAGUGAGUUUGCAGUCGUGUUAAUUUAAUUAAAAAGGCCUUACAGGAGCAAAGUGAGGGUGUGACUGCAGUAUACAGCCAGAGGGACAUCACAGAGACAGUGAAUAGAUUCAGCCAGCCUGGGCAAAAAUAUUGUCUCUAUUAAAAAGCAGUCAUUGUUUCUAAUAGCCAUGAGUUUAAUUGUCUUCUUUGUAAGGCCUGAUUAAGUAAAUCACCAAUAGUUGAAGGCAUGUGAGGCAAGCAGGUUUAUCAUGUCAGUGCUUAUGUCUGCUCUGGGUGAGGAGAUGCCUCAUCUCUGUCUCUGCCAUCAGCUGCUAAGAUCAUCCAGGUGCAAACAGGGAGAGCAAGAGGUUGGUAACUGGCAGUGAGUGGUUGCAGUGCUCAAGAAGAAAAGGACUACUUUGCAAGAAAAAGCCCCAUAUUUUGCAAUUCUUGUUUUGGGGAAGUGUUGGAGACAAUGCCAUGGUUCAGAGAAAGUCUUAGCAUGGCUGCCUGAGAAGCCCCUUAUGGUUUUGUUGUGGAUGUGAAUGUCUGGGACUUUAAUCCUCAUCCCUCCUCACCUCUAGCUCCAAGAAGUGGGUUAAAUCAAAGCUGCAGCCUCUCCCCAACGUCUCCAUGUCACAUUGUUCCAUGUGGAUGCUGGAGCAAUCUUCUGCUCAAACUCUGAGCUCUAAAGGAAUGUGCAGCUUGCCCAGAAGUUAACAGGAACAGAAUGAGGAGGACAGAAAAUGAGGCAAUGGAAAUUGAAACAUAAACACAAAAUAGCUUUCUUCUUGCCAGACAUAUUAAUAUUAGCCUACAGCUCUGUAUCUGGCCUUUCCACUCUGCAUCCCAUUACCUUAUCUACUGUCUGAGACAGUUCAUUCUAAAACUUUUCUUAUCCUGUCUUUUGAAUUCCUCUCUGGGGACAUGUGAGCCUUGGGGCUGUAUGGAUCAAAGAGGCUGUGUGGUUUCUGGGGGACAGGGAAGUUGGUAACAAGCAGAACUGAAAAGGAUGAGGUGUGUCUGGUCCUUUUCUCACCAUGAGCCUUUUGUAAGAAGGUUCUGAAUACUUUAGUGCCAUUUUCCUGGGACAUGGGAUUAUUUUAGAUAUUUCAAAAUUAAGUGCUUCAAAGUCAAAUCUGCAGCUGAGUGCAUGCAUUAGAAACAAAAUGCAUCAUUUCACAGAUGUCACUCUACUUUUAGUGGCUUCAGAACAUGAUUUUAUAGCUUAAAAGGAGGGGGGUAGAAAAGGAACAGCAAAAGGUAAAUGCAUAUUUCAGUUCUUAUAUUUUUAAAGUAGAUGAACUCAGUUUUGGUAAUUAUGUAAGAAAAGACAUUGAGUGUUAUAAUGGAGAAAAAGUAAAGAGAAGGAACACAAUUUUUACUGUCUUUUCUGUUUCUUUUAGCACACAACAAUUAGCUUAAAUAUGCCAUUUCAAAGCUUAAGAAGCUUUUAUGUGGAAAUGCUUGAGAGGUUGUUACUGUGUCCUGAUGUGAAAAAAGGCAUUUAUUUUCAUUUCAGCAGUUGAAAAGAUAGUUUUCUGUGAUGCCCUUCAAAAGGCAGUGUUUUCUUUUGCUUAUAUGAAAUUACAGUAAAUCCUUGGCAUAACUUCCUCUUGUGAGUGGUGUGUUCACAGUAAAUCAUUUCCCGCAGCUGGCUGUCCUGGGGAUCACAAAUCUGUUUCAAGUUCUGCAGGUAUCUAGUAGGCAUUCCCAGUGGAAAUGGAACAUUCUGUACAAACACCAAAUGUAUUUAGAAAAUAGGACUAAUUCUCAGUAAUCUUUGCUAUGCAGUUUGCUCUUUUGGUAAAAUAACAUCCAGGCUGCGUUAAACCUCGCUGCUGCUGUGCUGAGUUGCUUUGUGUACAGUUUCUUGCUCUUAAUUUCACAAAGGGCACUGGCAGACUCUUGAUUUCUUGUCCAGGUGAUUAAUUUCAGCCAACUGCUGCAUACACAGAGACAUUCCUGGCUUUAACCUCUUCAUUUGCUGCUUAGGAUUCCCAAGGCUGGCAGAAAGGAGUGUUGUGUUCACCUCAUCUGUCCCAGCCAUAGGCUGGUGUGUAAUAAGUGCUGCUGCUGCAAAUAAACCAGAAUGUUGGGAGAAGACCCUGGGUCUCAUUCUGUUGUCCUGAUAAAUUCCAGCAAAAGAUUGAGACAGCAACAGGGGACAACAAUUUUCCAGUAAUCCCCCCUCCAAGUAAGAAUCAAAGGGAAAUGGCAGCGAGGUCUGUGGGUACAGAGCUGACUUAAAGCAUGUGAUUAUUUCUUUUGACCUCAGUGAGAAAACUCUUGUCCUGUUUUAUUAAAUUAUGUAAGUUAUUACUCACUGAA